AUGACCAAAGUCUUGAUGCAAACUCGGAAUGAUGAGUACAAGAGCAAUUUAAUUCUCUCCAAAGGUCUUGACUUUGUUGAAGAAGAAGAGCAGAUUACACAUCAAACUUUCAAGUUUGAUCCUAAUGACCUGGGGAAUGAGGAAGAAUACAUAUCUGUCAAGGCUGAGAUUCAAGGCAAAGAUUCAAAAGAGCCAUCUGGCCACUAUUUGCUUAUGUGUAAGGUUGAGGUGCACUGUGGUUGGAGCACAGCGACUCUAGAUGAGUUGAAGGGGGACCUAAUAGGGGCUAAAAAGCUCAUUCCUGCCCAGCACGGUUCUGAGCGUCACAGCAAGAUGAUGGUGGUUAAUUUGUCAAGAGAGAAAAACAUACAUGAACUAUUUUUCAAACCUGCAGUCCAAGAGAAACAGAUUUUGACUCUGGUGAUCACUUGA
This is a messenger RNA of Suillus plorans, 432 nucleotides long. RefSeq lists its product as uncharacterized. Bases 1 to 432 code for a protein of 143 amino acids. Lineage: Eukaryota; Fungi; Basidiomycota; Agaricomycetes; Boletales; Suillaceae. The transcript is spliced from 4 exons. The record is from RefSeq and is a predicted model, not a curated record.